AUGCUUUACCUAAUCUUGAAUUCUGAUGAAACAUUCGAGCUUAGAUGGGUUGAUUAUUACUCGAUAAGUGGCUUUGAUGAAAUUAUGAAUCUUGAAGCGGGAACAUACCCUCCAUCAACGUCUGUAUCGAAUACUAAUACUUCUGAUAAAAACAAUGAAAAAAAUGCAGCAGAUAAUAAAAAAGAGGAAGAAGCGAGAUUAACUGUUUAGGAAUAGGAUAAAAUUGUAGAAGAUAAGAUCUAGGAGAUCAUUGAAAAGAGAAAUGUUAACGUAUGUAUGUAUGGCAGACAUGACCUAACAGGCGACAAAGAUUUGAAAUUUUCUGUGACACAUUGCUAUCACAAUGGAAAUGAUGACUUAUUCGAUACUGAGGAGUUGAAAAAAGAAUUCUCAGGGGAAACAUUUGAAAAUAUGAAGACUAUGUACAUGAAUCUCAAGAGAGUCCAAAAUUUGAAGAAUCAGGGUAAAUAAAACUCUGCUGAGUUCCAGGAGAUCUUUGAAAACAUGCAAAUAGCAUUCGAGAAAGUAAAGCAACUUGAGCUUGAAGAAUAGAACGAAGCAGCUAUUGAAUAACAGAAUAAUUUCAACAAUCAUAAGUCAAACAGACUGAUCACUGCUGAUCAGCUACAAUUGAGAAGAGAGCAGAUUCACAAUUAAACUCAAAAAGUUUAUAGAGAGAGAUUUGAGGAAAAUUUAUAAGUCAACUACAAGGAUCUUUGCGAUUACAUAAACAAAAAACUACAAAAUGAAGGUGAAAAUUCAUUAAGACUUGGUAACACUGGCAAUAAUAAUCACUCAGAGUACUUGUAACAAUAUCUCUAGCAUAUCAAUGAAAGUGAUGAAAUUAACCAGUAAAUGGAGCUACUCCAAAAAGUAAUAGAUGAUAAAGAUACACCUGCAGACAUAAAGAAAAAGUCCUAAUUCUAACUUAAACUAUUAAAACUCAAGCCUCUACAGUAGAAAAUGAGAGAAGAUAUUUUGAGUAGGUAUAGUCUAAAUAAAAUAGCUCUUCAAAACUACAAACAACAAACUUAAGGUGACUAUCUAUUUGAAAGAUAAUUGGUUGAUAGAGAUUUUUAUAAAAGAGCAAAGGUGUACUCAAGUAGUAAGAAAGAAGCUAGAACACUUGACAGAUUUGAGCAGUAGAUGAGAUCUGGAUAGGAACUCAGAAAGAAGACUAGACACAAGGAAUUAUUGAAUGAAAUCAUAUUCCAUGCCAAUAAGUUUACUGAAUUUCACAAAAAAAGACAAAAUUAAAUAAGGAAAAAGGCUUUAAUCAUUAAGACUAAUUUGGAUUCUAAGGAAAAGAAAGAGUAAAUGGCCAGAGACAAAGAGGAGAGAGAUAGAAUUAAGCUCUUGAAGGAUAAUGAUUUUGAAGGUUAUAUUAACCUCAUUAACACGUAGAAGAAUUCUAGAUUACUACAGAUUCUGGAACAAACACAUAAAUACCUUGAGUAACUUGGAGCUAAGGUUAGCAUCCAAAAAUAAGAAAGCUAGUUGAACAAAAAGAAAAAGACAGUUGGUGGAGGAUAACCGAAUGCGAAUGAAAACGAAGCUGAAAAAGAAAUCAAAUAUGAUGAAUAUGGAAAUGUUAUAGAGGAAUGUAAUGAAGAUGAGAUUCCAGAUAGCGAGAAAAUAAAGAGUAAUUUGAAGAAUAGUAGCAAAAUUUAUUAUGCCAUUACCCACACAGUCUAAGAAGAAAUAAAAGACUAGCCGAAAAUGAUCAAAGGGGGAGUUCUUAAGUCGUAUUAAAUGAUCGGCCUAAACUGGCUCGUCAGUCUUUAUAACAAUAACCUCAAUGGUAUAUUAGCAGACGAGAUGGGUCUUGGUAAGACAAUCUAAACUAUUUCACUCUUCAGUUACUUAAUUGAAGUAAAAGGAAAUGAAGGCCCUUUCUUAGUAGUUGUUCCGUUAACUACAAUUUCAAAUUGGAUUAUGGAGUUUGAGAAGUGGUCGCCCGAUAUUAGAAAGAUAGUAUACAAAGGAAAGAAACAUGAAAGACCAUUGCUAGCGUAACAUUUAAAGAAUGAUAAGUUUCAUGUCGUUUUGACAACUUAUGAAUAUGUGUUAAAUGAUAAAUCUACUCUCUGCAAAGUACCUUGGCAAUAUAUUAUUGUUGAUGAGGGUCACAGAAUGAAAAAUUAAAAGUCUAAAUUUGCUCUUACUCUUGGUCAAUAAUAUCAAUCUGCUCAUAGAAUUUUACUAACUGGAACACCACUUCAAAAUAAUCUGAGUGAGCUUUGGGCUCUUUUAAACUUUUUGCUGCCUAAAAUCUUUUCAUCUUGUGAAGAAUUUUAGAAAUGGUUUGAUAAGCCUUUAAGCAAAAUUCAUCCCCUGACAAAUUCUAAAUUCAACCCUAAUGAAAAAUAAGCCUUUGAGUUGUCUGAAGAAGAGUAACUACUUAUCAUAAACAGAUUGCAUCAAGUAUUGAGGCCAUUCUUGCUGAGAAGAGUCAAAUCUGAGGUGGAAAAAGAAUUGCCAAAUAAGAUUGAAAUGGUCAUUAAGGUUGACCUCUCUGCAUGGUAAAGAAUUGUCUAUGAUGGAAUCACGGAUAAUGGAAAACUAGCAAGAGACCCUUCAACAGGUAAAAUUGGAAAUCUUGCCUUGAGAAAUACUGUGAUGCAGUUAAGAAAGAUUUGCAAUCAUCCUUAUCUCUUCUUAGACGGCUUUGAACCAGAUGAUUUAAGAGAGAAUAUCUACAGAAGUAGUGGAAAGUUUGAAUUACUUGAUAGAAUUCUCCCAAAACUAAUUUCUACUGGGCAUAAAAUUUUAAUCUUCUCUCAAUUUACUCAACUCAUGGAUAUUAUGCAAAUAUUUUUUGACUUCAAAGGUAUUAAGCAUCUCAGACUUGAUGGUGGAACUAAGCACGAAGAUAGAUCUAAAAACCUUGCUAUAUUUAGUUCUGAUCAAUCUGAGUUCUAAGUAUUUUUACUUAGUACUAGAGCUGGAGGACAUGGUCUCAAUUUGCAAGUUGCUGAUACUGUGAUCAUAUUUGAUUCAGAUUGGAAUCCAUAAAUGGAUGAAUAAGCCAAGGACAGAGCUCACAGAAUUGGCUAAAAGAGAGAGGUAAGAGUCUAUAGGCUCAUUACAACAACUAAAAUUGAAGAAGGUAUAUUGUCUAAAGCAACUUAAAAGAAAGAUCUCGAUGCAAAGAUCAUUUAAGCAGGUAUGUUCAAUGACAAAGCAAGUGAUGUCGAUAGAUAGAAAAGACUUGAGGAUCUUAUUAGAAAAGAUUAUGAAGAUGAUGGGGAUGGAAAUGUUGAUGAGACUGAAACUCCCAACGAUGAUUAGAUAAAUGACAUGAUUGCUAGAGAUUAGAAUGAAUACGAUAUCUUUACAAGAUUGGACUAGGAAAGAUAUAAGGAUGAGAGAAAAGAAGAAAGACUCUAAGAAAUCAAGAAAAGAUACGAUCUUGAAGGAAGACUUAUUAACAUUAAUAAUGUUAAUUACAGACUACUUUAGGAUUGGGAAGUUCCUGAAUGGAUCAAAAUCAAGCCAGAUGAUCCUAACAAAUUGAUUGAGGAAUUUGGAAUGGGCAAAAGGCAAAGAAAAUAAGUUAAUUAUAACGACGAGAUUAGUGAAGGAUAAUGGUUAAAGAUUAUUGAAUCGGGGGCUGAUAUCAACCAAGAAGUGGAGAAAAUCAAGAAAAGAAGAAUGGAUUAAAGAGAUAGACCUUCAAACUAAGCCGAAAUUGCUUAAGCUGACUUAGCUAAGAGAAGAAAACUGAAUGACAACUCCGAAAGUUUAUUAAGUGGAGAUGAAGAUGAUGAAAUUUAUGCAAUGGAUAAUAAUGUACAUAAUGUUUCUAUCAAGAAGCAAGGAUAUACCUCUGAAACCUCACAAGUAUCAGAUAGAGUCAAAAUAAUUGGAGUUAACAACAACUCAAACGGAAUUAAGAUUCAGAUUAAGAAGGAUAGCAAUGAGGAUAGUAAGGGUGCUCACAGUAAUAGUUCAAGAUCAAACAAGAAGGUAGAUCAUCAUAGCAAAUCUAAGAAGUCUUCUUCAAAGAAACCACAAAAUCACAAAAUUUAAAAGGAGGAAGAGUUCAAUGAUGAAGACGAUUUAGUUAUGAGUGAUAAUGAGUUAGAAGAGGGAGAAAUUCCUGAGCCAAUCGUCAGUCAUUCUAAUGGAGGCAGAGAAAAAAGAAAAGCUGCGCCUACAAACCUCAAGGAAAAAUGA
This is a messenger RNA of Stylonychia lemnae, 4179 nucleotides long. Lineage: Eukaryota; Ciliophora; Spirotrichea; Sporadotrichida; Oxytrichidae. The record is from the annotation of a GenBank genome assembly.